Molecule: messenger RNA, 4017 nt
Organism: Adineta steineri
Lineage: Eukaryota; Metazoa; Rotifera; Eurotatoria; Adinetida; Adinetidae
Source: the annotation of a GenBank genome assembly
AUGAAAUUCUUAGUUGAAGAACGAAUAUAUCCUUUACGUAAUAAUAAUAAUAAUAAUCAAGAACAAAAUGACUUUAUUAAUAAAAAUCAAUCAUCAGAUGAUAAAGAUCCUUCAUCAUCAAUUGAAGCUUUACAAAAUGUUCUUGCAAAUAAAUUUUAUCCUAAUCAUAAUUCAACUAAAUUUUUAAAAAAUUAUUUUAAUUCUUCAAUUAAUGAAAAACAAUUUAAUCAUAUUUGUUCUUCAUUAUCAAAGAGAAUCGAAACAUAUUCUCUUUCAAAUCAUUCAACAAUGGCUAUAACAGCAACAACAAAUUUUUCAGAAGAACAAACAAAUACUAUUGAAUAUGAUAAUACUUAUUUGUCUUCUGAAGAAAUAACUCGAUUAGAUGAUAUAUCAUCUCUUACAACAAUUACAUCGAAUUUAUCAAAAGAAUUUAGUUUUGAACAAAAUACAAGUGUUUAUUUAGAUACAACUAUUUGUAAUUCAGAUAUCGAUGAAAUUUCAGAAGAAAUGACAUCGGAUAUCAAACAAUAUAAUUAUAAUAAUAUGAAUUUUGAUUUACAAAAUUCCAAUGUGAAAAAUAAAGAUGAAGAGAUUAUUCAAAUACAUAGAAAUCAAACUCCAACUAAUAAUAGUUUUACUGGUGUAGCUCAUGCAGUAAAAUAUACAAUUAUAAAAGAAAAUAAUGAACAAACUUUAUCCGAUUAUGACAAUGUUAGUCAUCGUUCUAAAUAUAAUAGUAAGAUAAGGUCACAUGCAGACAUUGUCUCGGUAAAUUCAUCGAUGACAUCGACUAUACAAUAUAAUCAUUGUCCUAUGAUGUUAUACGGUGAACAACUAAAUAAACAAGAAAGAACGAGCACAAGUGAAGAUAAUGAUGAUUAUUAUUAUGAUGACGACGAUGAUUAUAUUAUAAUAGAUCAACAGAAUCCAAUUGUUCAGUUAACAAUGAUGAAUAAUGAAAGUGAAAUUGAACUGGAAGAAGAUGAUGAUGAUGAAUAUUAUCAAGAAAUAGACUCAAGAAGGUUAUUUGAUAAUGAACAACUUAAUGGAUAUAUUUCAGAUGAUAUAAGAUAUUCAUCAGAUGUGAUACGAAAUAAUCAUACAAGUUCAACAUUACGUCAAGAAGCUAUUUCAAUAACAAAAGUUCGUUGUAAACAACGUAAUACUUGGCUACAUUCAUCAACAUCUUUGGAAAAUAAUUCAACUAAUCUUAUUAAACCACUUUUAUCAAAAAAUUUAGAUGCGCUAUCAACCAGUAAAAAAACAGACAAUUUUUACUUAAUACAUCACCAAUCAUCCUUGAUUCCUAUUAAAGAUUUAUUGAAUCAUAAUAUCAAUAAAAAUAUUGAAAUUAUUCAAAUGGACGAACAAGAAUGUAUAUUAGAAAUAGUUGAUGGUGUUGUGACACUUGUACCAAAAGAUAAAUCAUCAUUAUUAGCAACAACAACAGCAACAACCGAUAGUGAUGAAGAUAAAUCCGAAGAAAAACAAAAGAAUUCAAUUGAAUACGAAACAAGUAAUAAUUAUGAUUCUCCUAAACAUACAGAACGUUCAUCGUCAGUAAAUUCAUCAAUUUCUACACCAUCUCUAUCAGAACAUGAACCAGAACAAGAUGAAAUCUCAUCAUCAUCAUCGUCAUCAUCUCGAUCAUCGUCAAAUAAAGACGAAAACGAAGAAACUCAAGAACCAUUUAUACUUCUACGUGAUACUCCAUCUAGAUCUCCUCCAAUUCAUUCUCAAACCGAACAAUCCGUUGAUUUAUUAGAUUUAUUUUCAACUCCACCUAUACCAAUAUCAAAUUCUAGUACAGAUAAAAAUAAUAAUAAAUCAACGAAAAAUUUACUUGAUGAUUCUCUAUCAUCGGUUUCAUCUUACAAAAACAAAAAUCCUGAUAAUGAUUCAAAUACUGAUUCAUCUGAUCUAGAAGAAAUACGUUCAUCAUCACCACUAGUACAAGAACAAGACCAAGAGCAAGAACAAGAACAAGAACAAGUUAAAUCUUUAUCACCAUCUAUAUCAGAAAAAGACGAUUUUUCACCUGAAUCACCAACACAUCAAAUUUCUGUUCCAUCUGAAUCAAUUCCAAUCGUUGAAAAAUCUCCAUCAGUCGACGAAACUGACGUUGAAUAUCAAUUACCUAAAAGUGAACCACCACCAGCAGCUAAACCAAUCAAUAAAGCUCGUAUAAACGAAUUUGCUUCACUUCUAUCCGGAUCUGUUCAUUUAAUUCAACCGCCAGCAAUUAAAAAACAAGAAACACCUAAAUCAUCAAUUCCAUUUGCAAAUCGUCCACCAACAUCACCAUCACGUUCCGACGAACAAAGUUAUUCUUCAAUACGUUCAGCAAAUAGUGAUCGAGACGAACGUGAAUCAUUUCAUACAGUACAAUCGAACAAUAAUUCUGAUCAAGAACAAACCAAAAAAUCUAUUGAUGCACGUUAUAACGAAAAAAUUGAUGAUCGAAAAUCUAUACAAAUAAAUACAUCAAAUAUAAAAGCAUUAUUUGAACAAAAAAUUUCAGAUACAAAUAAAGCAUUAUCACAAUCAAAUGAACAUUUAUUACAUACAAUUGAAGCUAAACAACAACAACAACAUAAAAAAGCUCCGAUUAGUUAUGGAAGUUUAAAACGUAAUUUAUUAUCUAAUCAACCACAACAACAAACUACUCGAAGACAAUCCUAUCAAGAUAUUUCAAAUAUGAAUAAAUAUACAGAUCAUAUUGCUGGAGUAAAAGAUGUAGUUAUUGAAGAUAAACAGCCUGAACAUGAACAUCAACCUCAAAUUUAUGGUAGUAAUACACGUCGUCAUAAUACUGAAGAAAUAAUUCGUCCAGGAACUGCUCCUUCAAGAACAUCAUCUGAAUCAAUAUCAAAUGGUCAUAAUUCUGAAUCUUUAAUAGCUCGUGAAAUUCGUGAAGCACAAGAAAAAGAAGAAGAAUUAAGACGACAACGUCGUAAAUGUGGUCUACCAGAAGAUGCAACUGCUUUAUUAACAAACGCAAAUAAUGAUUCAUUAAAAACAGAUAGUCCAUCAUCAGCAAAAGCACCCGUUAAAAGUAGUUCAUUUUUAUCAAAUUUAGAUUUUUUUACAUCAAAAGAAAAUACUUCAACUUCAACGAAUGGUUCACCAUCAUCACGUCGUUCAACAACAUCAAUAACAAAUAUUGUUUAUGAUUCUCAUGUAACACCAAUCAAUGAUGAACGACAACAAAUAAAUAAUGUUGUUUCACAAGAAUUACAUCGUUUAAAUGAUAAUGGUGUACCAAUUAUUCGUACAGGCUCAACAAAUAAUUUUAUUCAUCGUUCAUCAUCAAAUCAAAAUAUUCUUGCAGCACAAAAUACAAAUAAUAUAAUUCAACGUGAAAUUGAAGCUAUACGUGCUAAAGAAGCUGAAUUACGGCAAUUAGGUCGAAUACAACAUACAAGUGAUGAACAUUCCGAUCCAAGAAAAUAUCAAGAAUUUGUACCAAUAAUAUCAAAAAGUCAAUCAAGUAAUACUCUUGCAACAGGAAAAGUUAGACGAGAUACAGAACGAAUUCAUCGACCUGUAAUUGCAACAUCAAAUGGAUUUCUAACACCAAAAUUAACACAUAAUAAUAAUUCAUCAAUUUCAUCCAUACGUGGUAAAUUUCCAAGUCCAAAUCCAACAGCACCCAUUAUUAGUUCAUCAAAUAAAUCAGCGGAUUAUUCAAAAUUAUCAUCAACAGAUAGACUUGAAUUAGAAAAACGUGAAUUUCAAGAAAGAGAACAAGAAUUAAAAAAGCAACGUCAUUCAGCUAUAGGUGUUACAUCAUCAGUAAAUGGUGAUUCAGGCAAUGCAUCACAAGAUGAACAUGAAGAAGAUCAAGAACGUUAUUUUGAUAAAAUUGAACGAUUAAAACGAAAAGAAAAUGAAAGAGCACAAGCACCAUUAAUACGUCCAACAAAAAAAUUAGAUAUGUCACAACGCUGGGAACAAAUGUUAACAAAUAAAAAUGUUCAAAAUACAACUGGUGAUGAUAAUGAUGAAGAUUGA